Rotaria socialis is the source of this 425-nucleotide messenger RNA. NCBI's taxonomy places the organism in Eukaryota, Metazoa, Rotifera, Eurotatoria, Philodinida, Philodinidae. The record is from the annotation of a GenBank genome assembly.
AUGAAAUAUUUUCAUACAUUUUCGAAAUCUGAUAAUGAAGAAGUUUUGCCUCUAAUUAAAUAUUUAAUUGAAAAUGAAAACACAACUGUUUAUCAAUAUCGAAUUGGUGGCCAUGUACUUGUUAGUAUUGAUCGAGCACCAGUAAAUUAUAAAGGACGGGGGUGGAUAUGCUAGCAAAAACGGCCCUAUUCGGAAACCAUAGUGAAACUCCUAUUAACUAUACAUAGUUCGAAAAGAAAUUAAUACAAAACGACGAAUCAAUAAAAAUUUCUGCGAAUCUUCCACUUUUUUCCUGCGAGCCAGAUGAUAUCUCUUAUACGGCUUAUACAAGAGCUAUAUACGGGAUAACUUGACUAUAUAGUGCACUUAAAAGUUAUUAUUGAUAACCCAAUUAUAUAUCACUGAAUGCGGCACUAAAUGCUGAA